This is a messenger RNA of Aureobasidium namibiae CBS 147.97, 1233 nucleotides long. RefSeq lists its product as uncharacterized. Lineage: Eukaryota; Fungi; Ascomycota; Dothideomycetes; Dothideales; Saccotheciaceae. The record is from RefSeq and is a predicted model, not a curated record. The annotation marks the transcript as partial. The transcript is spliced from 2 exons.
GAGCAGCAAGACACGGACGUCGAAGAAGAGGCCCUUGUCCAGCCCAAGGUAACACAUGUCAACUCCGCCGAUAUCUCAAUGCAAGACACUGUUGUGCCAGGUGAAUUGCCCGGAAGCAACAGAGGUAGUCACCAGGAUCACGAUGGAAAGCAAGACCCGUUUCCAAGACAGCAAUCUCUCGAAGAUCAGCAAAGCAUUGAGGACGAUUGUGCUAUCGAGGAGCCUCAUCCGGUGAAAGCGAAACAGUCAGUCGCUUCUGGACCACCUGCUGAAACUGUUCACGAUAUGCCGUCAACCAGUGUUGAUCAAAACAUACAGCAUCCACCAACCCCUGCAGACACGUCGCUGCCUACACCUAUAGAUGCACAACAACCCCUUCAUGGAACAAACCGCUCUGGUCCACCGAGAGUGACUAAGAUCAAGAGAAAGCCUCUCCAGUCUGGUUCUACCGCACGAACCUCAAACUCUUCUUCAUACACAGCCGCACAACUGUAUCAGCUUGCUGAGUAUAUGAAAGAACAAGAGCAGCUGCAGGAAAAGCAGGACUGGGUGAAAAGUCUUGCUGCCAAACAGGAAGCUCUGGACAAAGCCAAUCGCCACAAGUCGAAACUCGAAGUCGAAUGUGCACAGCUCAAAGCCAGUCUUGCAAAGCGCUCUGAGCUGACCGAACAGUUCAAUACCCUUGCCACUUUCCACAAUGGCUUAGGCAAAGACCUCAAGAGACUUCACGAGAUCAAGGCCGCCUACAACGAGGAGAUCCGAGGGCUCAAAUCCCAGCUUCUCGCCGACCGAGGCGUUGUCACUAGCGUUCCACCGCAGAUCGCAAGAGUGUCCGACUUGAAGGCCAAAAUCUUUCGCCUUGCCAAAGAGCAACAAGUGGCUAUCAAGAAACUGAAAGGUGACAAAUCCGAUCUCGAGAAACGUCUUCGUGAAGCGUUUGAAUCUCUUGCUCAGGAAAAGUCACGCCAAGAUGCUUUCGAUGAGCGUCUCCAAUCCUUCCAGACAGCAAGAAACUCCACGGAAGAGAUGCUCAAUAGAUGCAUUAACAAGAUCAACGAUCGCUUGAGCGAAUUUACGGCCUUCAUCAAACAAAGCACUUCGUCAAGUAAGGCCUCCCAGGAUCUUCUCGAGCAGAUGAAGAAAGAGAGCACGGUCAUCUUGGACCAAAUUCGUUCUUCUGGAACAAACAUGGAGGUGAUGAAGACGUCCGUAGAGAACCUUUCACUAGGGUGA